Messenger RNA from Camponotus floridanus (Florida carpenter ant), 1148 nucleotides. It is a transcript of the gene Sirt4, whose product is annotated as NAD-dependent protein deacylase Sirt4. Gene Ontology annotation, molecular function: NAD+ binding. The transcript has 4 exons. Lineage: Eukaryota; Metazoa; Arthropoda; Insecta; Hymenoptera; Formicidae. The record is from RefSeq and is a predicted model, not a curated record. Bases 123 to 1073 code for a protein of 316 amino acids.
ACAAGUUGUUAAUAUUUCAUGAUAUAAAUCGAUUAAAAAAAUGAAAUAUAUUUAAUAUUUUUUUGUAAUGUACAUGUUAUAUAAUAUUUGUAAUAAUAUAAUAAUAAUUGUGUGUAGUCACUAUGAUUGUAAAACAUACUUGUUGUAAUGGAAAAUCGAUAAGAUUUUGUUUUCACUUAUAUAAAUCGAAUCUUGCGUUUGUUCCAAAGUGCAAUCCAACAACAACAGAAGAUGUAAGGAAAUUAAAGGAAUUUAUCGAUAAACAUCAUCGUUUAUGCAUAUUAACCGGAGCAGGAAUAUCCACAGAAAGUGGGAUCCCUGAUUACAGAUCGGCAGAAGUAGGUCUCUAUGCACGAAGCAAUCAUAAACCAAUUCUUUAUAAAGAAUUUUGCAACAGUGAGGCAAUAAGAAGACGAUACUGGGCUAGAAACUAUGUAGGAUGGCCAAGAUUUUCUUCUCUUAAACCAAACAUUACACACGAGAUACUAAGAGACUUGGAAUAUGUUGGAAAGGUAGAAUGUAUAGUUACACAGAAUGUAGACAAUUUACAUUCAAAGGCAGGAAGUAAAAAAGUAAUAGAGUUGCAUGGAACAGCAUUCAGAAUUAUGUGCUUUAAUUGUGAUCAUAAGAUAUAUAGACAUGAACUUCAAGAAGUUUUUCAAAAACUCAAUCCAUCUAUGGUUGCAACUACUCAGAUGAUAAGACCUGAUGGAGAUGUAGAAUUAUCGCAGGCUCAAGUUGAAAAUUUUAAUGUUCCUGCUUGCGAUAACUGUGGUGGUAUUUUGAAACCAGAUAUAAUAUUUUUUGGCGAAAAUAUUCCACGCAAUAUAGUAGAAAAAGUAAAAAAUAAUAUCGAAAAUUCAGAUGCUUUACUAAUUUUGGGAACGAGUCUUGCUACAUUCUCUUCAUAUAGAAUUGUGUUGCAAGCAGUUGAAGCCAACAAACCAAUUGCAAUAGUAAAUAUUGGCAAAACUAGAGCUGAUGAAUUUAUGAACUUAAAACUGGAAGGAAGAUGUGGAGACAUACUUUCAAAGGUCUGGCAACUGAAUGCAUCAAACAAUUCUAUAAGAUGAUGAAAAAUGUGAAUAUCUUUGAAAUAUCAAAUAAUAUAUAUAACUUAUUAUAGACAACUUAUUCAAUAUUAAUAA